GGUUGGGAAGAUGGCGGCUCCCAGCCUCCUCCACUGGAGGCGGGUUUCCUCCUCCACAGGGCCGGUGCCCCGCGCCCGGCACGGACACCGCGCCGUGGCCAUCCGGGAGCUGAUGAUCAUCUUCGGGGGCGGCAACGAGGGCAUCGCGGACGAGCUGCACGUCUACAACACCGCUACGAAUCAGUGGUUCCUACCAGCUGUUAGAGGAGACAUCCCACCAGGCUGUGCUGCCCAUGGAUUUGUCUGCGACGGGACCAGGAUAUUGGUGUUUGGGGGAAUGGUUGAAUAUGGAAGAUACAGCAAUGAGUUAUAUGAGUUACAGGCAAGUCGCUGGUUGUGGAAGAAGGUGAAGCCCCAUCCCCCACCUUCUGGUUUACCUCCCUGCCCUCGGCUGGGACAUAGUUUCUCUUUGUAUGGCAACAAAUGCUAUUUGUUUGGUGGUCUGGCAAAUGAAAGUGAAGAUUCAAACAAUAACGUUCCAAGAUAUUUAAAUGAUUUCUAUGAGCUGGAGCUGCAGCAUGGUUCUGGCGUUGUGGGUUGGAACAUCCCAGUCACGAAGGGGCUUGUGCCUUCUCCAAGAGAAUCCCACACGGCUGUCAUAUACUGCAGAAAGGGUUCUGGGAGCCCUCAGAUGUUUGUUUUUGGAGGAAUGUGUGGUGCUCGCCUAGAUGACCUAUGGCAGCUUGACAUCGAAACUAUGUCAUGGUCAAAACCAGAAACUAAAGGAACAGUGCCACUUCCACGAAGCCUUCACACAGCCAGUGUUAUAGGAAACAAGAUGUAUAUCUUUGGAGGAUGGGUCCCACAUAAAGGCGAAAAUAUGGAGACUUCACCUCAUGAUUGUGAAUGGAGGUGUACCAGUUCAUUUUCUUACCUAAAUCUAGAUACGGCAGAAUGGACCACCCUAGUAUCAGAUUCUCAGGAAGAUAAAAAAAAUUCAAGACCAAGGCCUAGAGCCGGACACUGCGCUGUUGCAAUUGGCACUCGGCUGUAUUUUUGGAGUGGAAGAGAUGGCUACAAAAAAGCACUGAAUAGCCAAGUUUGCUGCAAGGAUCUCUGGUAUCUUGAUACUGAGAAACCGCUGGCGCCAUCCCAGGUGCAGCUGAUCAAGGCCACCACCAGUUCUUUCCAUGUGAAGUGGGACGAGGUGCCCACGGUGGAGGGCUACCUUCUACAGCUGAACACGGAUUUGCCGUACCAGGCUGCCUCAGCAGAGUCCUCAGCAGCGCCGAGUAUGCCAGGAGGGAGGGCGGAGCCCCACCGACAAGGCGGCAGCGGCACCCUUGCUCACGGUAUCAGUGACACAAUAAAUAGUGCAGAAACCGAGCGCACAGCCGCGAAAGGAAUUUCAGUGAGAAACAAAGCAGAUUUCAAAGCAGCAGAUUUGAAAGCCACGUCACAUUCACCUCUGGCGUCUGGUGCUUCUAAUCAUAGUAGCUGUGUGGCGGAUGUGCUAAGGAAAAACGAAGGUCCUCACACUUCAGCAAAUGCAAGUGUGCUAAGUAGCUGCCUGGACUUGAGAACAGUCAUCCCAGAAACUUCCGUGUCCGGGACUGUUUCCGGUGCUCAAACUUUGAUAGCCCAGCACACCAUUAAAACCGAGUCGCCCAGUACCAAUGGGGCAGUUGUUAAAGAUGAGACUGCACUGACGGCACUCAGUACCAAAGCCGAAGUUGAUGAAACAUGUGUUCUACCUGCCACUAAGAUCAGCCGUGUGGAGAUCCACGCCACAGCCAUGCCACUCUCUAAAGAGACACCGUCCAUUCCAGUGGCCACAGUGAAAGCAGGAGAACGACAGUGGUGUGACGUGGGGAUCUUUAAAAACAACACUGCAUUGGUAAACCAGUUCUACUUGCUGCCGAAGGGAAAGCAGGGGGCUUCCAAGGUAGAAAAUGCAGAUGUUCCUGACUACAGUUUACUUAAGAAACAAGAUCUUGUUCCAGGCACAGCGUACAGAUUCAGGGUUGCUGCAAUCAAUGGUUGUGGAAUAAGCCCUUUCAGCAAAGUUAGUGAAUUUAAAACUUGUAUUCCCGGUUUUCCUGGAGCUCCUUCUGCUGUCAGAAUUUCAAAGAACGCUGAAGGCAUCCACCUUUCCUGGGAACCUCCAACCUCCCCCUCCGGAAAUAUUUUGGAGUACUCCGCCUACCUGGCUAUCCGCACAGCGCAGAUACAGGACAACCCGAGCCAGCUCGUGUUCAUGAGAAUCUACUGUGGUCUUAAGACUUCGUGCACAGUGACCGCGGGGCAGCUCGCCAACGCGCACAUCGAUUACACAUCCAGGCCUGCCAUCGUGUUCCGCAUCUCGGCCAAGAACGAGAAGGGGUAUGGACCGGCGACACAAGUGCGAUGGCUUCAAGGUAACAAUAAGAAAGCGCCUUUGAAUUGAAUUGAAUUGAGUUUUUUUUUACUGACCCUAUUGUGAUGGCACUUAUUUAUUAGCAACUGGUUAUGAAGAUUUGUCAUUUAAAAAAUGUUCUCCGACUGUAUUUCCAGCAGUUAUAAAUUUGAGUUUGUAAGUUGUUCUUAAAAUGUAUGUGCUCAACUGUAGAUCCAAAUAAAAAUAGAAAAGAAGCAAGGACUCUGAAAAUUAGUAUAUGGAGUCUUCCUUAUAUGUAUAGCUGUUUUACAAAGAAAAACAAUAAAACCAAGAUAAAGCUAGAAGGUUUAUCACCCUGACACCUUUCUACAGCUGCGUAGCUCAGUCUUCCUAGCAGCUGGCUGCUGUUCAUUUUCCUGUCUGAGAAAGUACCGUCCCCUGCGCUGCAGGCGCCCUGCGUCCAAGUGCUCCCUCCGACCGCUCUGCGUGAGUGGUGGCUUUCCAGCUGUCUUUUGUUGGAUAGUAUUUGUUAGGCUGAUUUCAGUGGACAUCGGAGUCCUUUCUUCAUUCACUUGUAGCACAGAGCUUCACCAAGACAGAGAAGGGCAAGCUUAGAGACUCUGCUUUGAAUGUUGAUUACUUUUCCAGAAUCAUGGCAAGACACAAAAAGAACAAAGGGUAGUCUCAAUUACCCAGCCCGAUAUACUUGAGGGUAUUUUUGGCUAAAGCACACACUAUAUGUGGCCCUUAAGCUCCUCCUUAAGCGACAAGGGGCCCACCUUUCAGGUCUCUUUUGGCAGACUAUAUCCCUUUUCAUGUGCUUAUUGGCCCUAACUCCUUUUAAUGAAAUUAAAACCUUCAUGAUUUAAAAAUUUAGAAUUAAAGUAUAUGUCCUCUUACUGCAGAAAGAAGCACCUUAAUAAGACCUAAGUUUGGAAUAGUGUUUUAAACAUUUGUAAGAUUUUGUAAAUGCUGUAGAUGUUUUAUUUUUGCAUUAUUUUUACCUCAAAAUCGUAUAAACUUUUUUAUAAUAGAAUUAUAAGCAUUAGACAGCUUACUCAGGUUCCUUACAACCUUAAAAAUUAGGUAAGAGUUAUAAACACUCUGCUGUAGGUAACUUGUUUAAAACCUUUAGGAACUUCAUGGUUCCACCGCCUAUUCAAAUCUGGAAUAAAUAUACACGGAGCAAUAAUUGCAGAAAAGCUAUUGCAGACCAGAACUGUAGUAGCUGCUCGGCCCGGAUCUGUAAUUCGUACCGCAUAACCGAAGGCCGGUGUAGGUUGACUGAGUAGCUGCGUCGUCCAACUGUAUGUACCAUAGCCCCGGCGAAGACGGGGCUCGAUGUGCAGAAUUGAUAUGUAUGCAUGCUCCAGUUACUAAUUUAAAGUGUAUAGAAUAUUUUAAUAUAUAAUUUUUGUAAAGAACUGGGAUUUUUAUAUUACAGUAUUUGUAAUUAAUGUGUCUCACUAAUUUUCUCUAGCAGAAAAUAUGCAGACUGUUAGACACAUACUGAGUGGUUUCUGAGCUCUAGAGAUAAAAUAAAUGCACUGCUAUGGUGAUGUUAAAAAAACUGUC
Messenger RNA from Octodon degus (degu), 3892 nucleotides. RefSeq names its product host cell factor C2 (gene Hcfc2). The record is from RefSeq and is a predicted model, not a curated record. The transcript has 15 exons. Bases 11 to 2386 code for a protein of 791 amino acids. Gene Ontology annotation, biological process: regulation of DNA-templated transcription; chromatin remodeling. Gene Ontology annotation, molecular function: protein binding; transcription coactivator activity. Gene Ontology annotation, cellular component: histone methyltransferase complex. NCBI's taxonomy places the organism in Eukaryota, Metazoa, Chordata, Mammalia, Rodentia, Octodontidae.